UUUUAUUACCCGCUUAACUUAAAUGGACCAGGCCGACGCUAAACAGGAUGAAACAAAAAAACUUGGAUUUGCAUUCAAUCAAAUCAACAAAAUCUUUUGAUAUGAUUCGGUAUAUCUCUUCAUAAUAAUAGUAUUGCAUUAUAUCCUUCAAAUGAUUAUGUAUUUUGGUCCUUGAUUGACCCCAGCAUGGAUGGCAUGGAAGAUGAAUAUGACCCUGAGCUUUUAUGAAUGUCAAUCUCAAUCUGGUCAUCAACCUUUUAUUUUUUAGGUAAGAUAAAAGUGGUUGAGUAUGAAUUCUUAAUUUAAUUUGGUAAACUUUGGUGGUCUUGCGCAAAAUGGUCAACUUCCAAAUCCCAAGCAAAUGGUUUCCUGCAGGAAUAAGGGGGAGCUAGCCAAGUUGACCACGAACCCUUUUUCACAUAACAUCAUAAUUCAUAAAUAUUAAAAGUAGGUCCAUUGCUAUACGACAAGUUGUAGGAUCAUGGUUUGGUUUCUUCUACUCCAAUGACUUUGACUGAAAGCCUGCUGCCAUUGCCCAUAUCUUUCCAAAUAUACAUUUGGACAAUGUCAAAUCCGAAAAUUGGAUAAGAGAUCCGGUUUAAUUAUAUGGGAUAAGCUGUGCAGCUACAAGAUCUUUAAUGGUGUCUGGUGUUUGCAAUGAGUUGUAAGUGCUUUGGAUUUUUUGAUUGGUUCAAAGGAAGGUAUAGCCCUGACCAGACACAAGCUCAAGAGUUCACCAACGAGAAUGUAAAGCUUUUUACUUACAAUUCAUUGAGAUCAGCGACAUCAGAUUUCCAUCCAUCAAACAGAAUCGGUGCAGGUGGUUUCGGUGUUGUCUACAGGGUAAUGAAAGCUCUCCGACCGUUCUUUUGGAACAGAGCAUCCAUGUCUUCUGGGCUCUUUUUGGGAGUUUUGAGGGAUGGUACUCAAGUAGCCAUCAAGAAACUGUCUGCAGAGUCUAAGCAAGGAUCUAAUGAAUUCCUGACAGAGAUUGAUAUGAUAUCAAACAUACGGCACACCAACCUUGUUGAACUAAUCGGCUGUUGUGUUGAAGACAGCCAUCGGGCCUUGGUCUACGAAUAUCUGGAGAAUAACAGCCUUGCCAGUGUUUUACUUGGUUCAAGAAGAAAACAUAUUGCUUUGGAUUGGCCAACAAGAGCUGCUAUUUGCUUAGGUACAGCUUCUGCUGUUGCGUUUCUUCACUAUGAAGCUGUACCGCAUAUCGUCCACAGGGAUAUUAAAGCUAGUAAUAUACUCCUGGAUGGAAAUUUUCAUCCUAAAAUUGGGGAUUUCGGGCUAGCUAAGCUUUUCCCGGACAAUGUCACUCAUGUCAGUACUCGAGUAGCAGGAACAUUUGGAUAUUUGGCACCAGAGUAUGCGCUUUUAGGACAACUAACCAAGAAGGCAGAUGUGUACAGCUUUGGGGUGCUCCUGCUUGAAAUAGUAAGUGGUAAAAGUAGUAGUAAGGCAGCAUUUGGAGUGGAAUUCAUGCUUCUGCUUGAAUGGACAUGGAAACUGAAAGAAGAAGACAGGCUUCUAGACAUUGUUGAUCCAGAAUUGAGUCAAUAUCCAGAAGAAGAGGUUCUGCGGUUCAUCAAGGUUGCCCUGUUUUGCACCCAAGCCGCUGCAAACCAAAGACCUACCAUGAAGCAAGUGGUGGAAAUGCUUUCCAAAGAAGUGAACCUAACUGAGAAAUUGCUGUCAGAGCCAGGUGUUUACAAGGGCCAAAACCCUCGCCACUGGGGCGUCAACAAAGACCUGCAAGCAUUUGAUCCUUCCUCCUCAAGCAGGAUUUUUAGCUCUCACAUUAUAACACAGAUGCUUCCUAGGUGAUAAUGCAUAUAUAUAUGCUAUGCUUAUUAUAUUAUCCAUUGUCUCGUCUACACCGAUGCUCACCAUUCCAUUUGAUUACAUGCCUGAAAUGAUUAGUUGGCCUCGGCCUACAAUAGUAAGAAAUUAAUCUCCAAAAUUUCAAACUUUGGUCAUCA
Molecule: messenger RNA, 1988 nt
Organism: Gossypium raimondii (Peruvian cotton)
Lineage: Eukaryota; Viridiplantae; Streptophyta; Magnoliopsida; Malvales; Malvaceae
Product: putative serine/threonine-protein kinase
Exons: 8
Coding region: 658-1833 (391 amino acids)
Biological process (GO): protein phosphorylation
Molecular function (GO): protein kinase activity; ATP binding
Source: RefSeq, a predicted model, not a curated record